This is a messenger RNA of Naegleria gruberi, 1942 nucleotides long. RefSeq lists its product as uncharacterized. The record is from RefSeq and is a predicted model, not a curated record. NCBI's taxonomy places the organism in Eukaryota, Heterolobosea, Eutetramitea, Acrasida, Naegleriidae. Bases 1 to 1863 code for a protein of 620 amino acids. The transcript has a single exon.
AUGGCUGAUGUUGAUCUUCCUUCAAUCACUUCAUCAAAUUCAAAACUAAAAACACUUCGUACACUUAACUCCAUACACAAAGAAAUAACAUCUAUUCUAAAUCCUAAUCUAGAACAAUGUAGAUUUCUCUGUCCUGUCACCCAAAUAAUUUCCGAAACUAAACAUCGUGUUGUUUUAUUGACAUUAAUUUAUCAUCGUCAGAAUGGAGGCGAAUAUGCCAUCUUUUUAUUUAAUGAAAAUCUCAAGUUGAGAGAUUGUAUUCCAAUCAAGAAUUAUAGUUUCUUUGUUCAGAUUAGAAAUGUGAAAACUCCUGAUGAGAAAGUUCAAGAAUUGAAUAGAAAGAGAAAAGAAUCAAUGCAAAGUGAUUCAAGUGAUUAUGAUGAUUAUGAAGAUGACUAUACACCAAGUGAAGAAAAAGAUGUUUUUGCCAAGUCAAAUCGUCUAGUUCUCUAUCAUGUUGUAAAUGAGAAUGAAACUCAAGAAUUUGUCUUUUCCUUUGAUAAUGAUCAGCAAUUGUUACAAUUUACAUUUGCAUUGAGUAAUAUUUGUGAUAAGGAUCCUUCUUUCAAGCUUGGAUUUGAUCAGAUUUUUGAAAUUCCAUCAGAAUUAGAAAAUAUUCUCAAUAGAGAAGAAUAUUAUGAUGAGGUGAGAGGAGAUUCACAACCACAAUUCAUUCCACCACAUGGCUAUCAAUUUAUAACCUCCACAUCAGAUAUUAAAUCACAUUUGAAACAAUCAAACAUGCUACUUCAAAUGUCUCAACAAUUUGCCUCCCUGAAACAUCAAAUCACCCUGAAAUCAAAUGAUCUGAAAUUCAUGGUCUCACAACAAAUGUUAGGACCUAAUAAUAAGAGAUUGAGUGCUAAAUUUGCUUUGGGUUCUCCAAUUGUUGGCUCAUUAGGAAUGACAUCUUCUCCUGUGAAUACAGGUGGAUUGACUGUGAGUGAAAAGAGAAAAUCGCUGACACCUACUGGAAUUCUUCCACAAUCAAGUGGUCAACAAAUAAUUGGUCAAUCCACAUUAACUUCAUUGCUAAAAUCUCAUAGUGGUGGCUCAAACUCACAAACACCAACCCCAUUCGAUUGGGUUUUGUUUUUCAUUGAAAGAUUUGAAUUGGAUGCUAACGAAAUUGAAUUCUUAAAUCCACUUUAUCAAAAUAUGGAAAAUUCUGGAAGUUUGGAUUGUAUUAGAAUUGUAGAAAAUAGAAAGGAUAAACUUGUGGAGCAGGAUGUUGUUUCCAUUACCAAAGAUGAUUCGAAUACUGAAGAUGAAUAUGCUUGGUUAAUGAAACGAUCAGAGCAAGAAAUUGAGAAUCAUAUCAAGAGUAUUCCAAGAGUGAUUGCUGCCAAACCAUCAAAUACAGCUGCCAAACCUCUCAACACGGUUUCCAGUUUUACAAAAACUUCCAACCAAACCAUUCGUCAAGUUUCUACCCCUUCACAAAACAACUCCCAACCAACCACAUCACCAAAUAAGCCAAUCACCUCCUCCAAUCCAAUUUCUACAACUCCCUCCACAACAGCUGCUCAACCAAUGGUUCAAUCACCUCCAACCAUUGAAUCCAAUUUCAUGCAAUCUGAACUCCUAUCCAAGCUCUAUAACAAUAAUAGUAGUGCCCAACUAUCUUCCUCUCCAUCCAACAAUGCCAAUUCCAAUAACACUCCCAAAUCAGCAACAAGCACACCAACUACCACCACUGUACCAACCACUAAAAUCAUUGGAUCCAAACAAGCUCAACAACAGCAACAGCAACAAAAGGACGAUUCUGAUUCAGAUAUUUCACUGAGCAUGUCCUCAUCAGAUUCUGAUGAAGAUGAAGAAGAUGAUUUGGAUAUGAGUAGCACAGACGAAGAUUCUGAUUAAAUCAAGCUAUCUUGUAAUAAAACAACAAUAAUUGUUACACAAACUACUUGAAUGAUCAACAAUAAAUCCAAACAAAUUG